Molecule: messenger RNA, 1806 nt
Organism: Solanum stenotomum
Lineage: Eukaryota; Viridiplantae; Streptophyta; Magnoliopsida; Solanales; Solanaceae
Product: IQ domain-containing protein IQM3-like
Exons: 9
Coding region: 131-1693 (520 amino acids)
Source: RefSeq, a predicted model, not a curated record
CAUUUCAUUCUCCGGCGACUAUUUCUCUCUCUACAACUUUCUCUCUCUAAAACUCACUGGACUUCGUUCGUUGUCCGAAUCUCAAGGCCUUUUGUAGAGCAGAAGCAGUUAUUUGACCGAAUCUCUCUCAAUGGACGUCGAAACUACCGGCGUGUCAAAUUUUGAUCUCAACAACUCUUCCUCUCAGGUUAGUUCUAUUCCUCCGUAUAGAAAACUCAUUGACAUGUCGGCUUGUAAACUGACGGAGCUCCGUAUUCCCGAUUUUCGGAGCUCCGACGACAUGCCGGGACUCGAAGGAUUUGGUUCGCCGGUUUCUGCUGGUGUAGAAUGUGAAAACGGUAUGGUUUCGUUUCCGGCGUCUCCUUCUGUAUCUGAAAAUGGAGGCCGGGAAUGUGAUUUUUCUGAGUACGUUGAAAAGACGCCGUCGAAUGCCGCGAAGAGAUUGCAGAAAGUUUAUCGGAGUUAUCGUACACGGCGUAUGUUAGCUGACUCUGCUGUGGUAGCUGAAGAGCUUUGGUGGCAAGCAAUAGAUUAUGCUCGGUUGAAUCACAGUACAAUUUCAUUCUUCGAUUACUCGAAGCCGGAGACGGCGGUUUCACGGUGGAAUCGCGUCGGCUUAAAUGCUUCUAAGGUUGGUAAAGGUCUAUCCAAAGAUGCUGAAGCUCAGAUAUUAGCUUUUCAACACUGGAUUGAGGCUAUUGAUCCACGCCAUCGAUAUGGACAUAACAUGCAUAUCUAUUAUGAAGAAUGGUGUAAAACUGAUGCUGGCCAGCCCUUCUUCUUUUGGUUGGAUCUUGGAGAUGGCAGAAAGGUUGAUCUCAAAGAAUGUCCAAGAGCUAAGCUUCAGAAACAAUGCAUCAAGUAUCUUGGACCUCAAGAAAGACAACAUUAUGAGUACAUAAUUGCUGGCGGGCAAAUACUGCAUAAGCUAACCGGAAGUUUUCUUGACACAACUAAAGGCCCCGAUGGGGCAAAAUGGAUCUUUGUGAUGAGCACAUCAAAAAGACUCUAUGCUGGUGAGAAAAAGAAAGGAAUGUUUCAUCAUUCCAGUUUUCUGGCUGGUGGGGCUGCUUUAGCUGCUGGAAGACUAGUGGUACAGGAUGGAACAGUGAAGUCUAUUUCACCUUACAGUGGCCAUUAUCGGCCAUCAGAUGAUAGCCUCGAAACCUUUUUAUCGAUUCUCCAGGAACACGGAGUCAACGUGGAUGAAGUUGAGAUAAAAAAGGCAAAUGAAGACUAUGACACCUCCGGAGAUGUAAAUGUAAAUGUAAAAUCUGUUGACAAACGUCCGCCAAAACUUUCAACUCCUCCACAAGCAGUGAAAGAAGAGAAGAAAGAAUCAAUUGGAUCACCACAAGCUGCAACUAGCUGCUACCAGAGAACGCUCUCAGGCGGCCUUCACAGCCCGAGAACAGAAGUGCCAAAGACUGCUAUACUAGAAAGGAUCAAUUCCAAGAAAUCAUCAAGAUCAUAUCAACUUGGCCAUCAACUAUCUCGAGUCUGGUCAACAGGCGCCGGUCCAAGAAUUGGCUGCAUUGCCGAUUACCCUGCUGAACUACGAUGGCAAGCCUUGGAACUAACUAAUGUUUCACCUAAACCUUCUCCAUCAUCAACUCCUAGACCUUUAGACGCUCUUUGUUCGCCUACUUGUUCUUCCCCAGUUUUCAACAAUGUACUAGUAAAGUCUUCUUGAACUCAAAGUCUUUUUUUCCUUCUUAAAUUCCAUGUUCCUGCUACAAUAUACUCUAGCAAGUGUAAAUGCCAUUUGUACUUCUAACAUUUGAGUAUGAGUUAUUCCCUUCCAUA